GCUGAGUGGGUUGAAAGUUGAAACACACACAUGACACAUUGCUAAUUAAAUCUCAGUCAUUGUUUUGAAAAAAAUCAUCUGCAUACUAUUUGAUAUACUAUAGGGUGAUCUAGUAAAAAUUUGGAGUGCGGGACACAGAGAUUUGACAGCUGUGUGAUGUAGUUGAAGGAAGUAUAUACUACAUAGUGAUCCAGUUGUAUAUAAAUCAUAUUCCAAAGAAAUGGAUGUGCGGGACACAGAGACGAUUCUAGCAGCAACAGAAGAUACAUAUGGAGGGGUCACUGUCGACAUGAAGGAGAAGAUGGAUUCAAACCCCUUCGCUACUUCGUUGACAGCUUCGAUGCAGCUAUGGAAACAGCAAGGGAAAAAAGGAGUUUGGUUGAAGCUUCCAAUAGAGCUUUCAGAUCUCGUUGAUGUUGCCAAAAAGGAAGGAUUUGUGUAUCAUCAUGCGGAGGAAACAUAUGUAAUGAUGGUGUAUUGGAUCCCAAAAACUCCUUCCACUCUACCUGCAAACGCUUCCCAUCAAGUUGGCAUUGGUGCUUUUGUAAUCAACGAUGAAGGAGAGAUACUUGUGGUGCAAGAAAAAUAUGGCAAAUUUGGAGGAACUGGAUUAUGGAAGAUGCCUACUGGCGUAGUGAAAGAGGGUGAAGAUAUAUCUGACUGUGCUGUAAGAGAAGUUAAAGAAGAGACGGGAAUUGACGCAGAGUUUGUUGAAUUCCUUGCAUUCAGGCAAAAUCACAAAUUACUAUUCAGCAAAUCCGACUUGUUCUUUGUUUGCAAGCUAAAACCACUCUCCUCUACUAUCACCAAACAAGAUACUGAGAUCACUGAUGCAAAGUGGAUGAAAAUUGAAGAGUACAUGGAGCAACCAUUUGUUAAAGAGAGUGAGAGCUUUAGUAGCGUUGCAGAGAUUUGUAACAUGGCGGCUAGAAAGGACGAUGCAUAUUCUGGUUUUAUAGCAAAUCCUAAAACAAAAAAGCGUCCAGGAGCGAAGAGUUACUUAUACUGUAACAAAAUACGUUAAAUGUUGUAAGUAUAUGAGUUGUUGAUGAUGAUAUAUAUGUUGUGAGUAAUUACCGAAUCCAAGAAUAUUAUAAAUAAUACUCCGUAAAUAAUAGCUUAACUGAGCAACAUGCCACUUCAUGAAUUAUAAAUUGUAGCGUUACAUUGUAUGUAUAUUAAUUAAUCAGUAUUUGGCAAAUACUAUAUGAAGAAAUUUGAA
Messenger RNA from Cuscuta europaea, 1222 nucleotides. The record is from the annotation of a GenBank genome assembly. NCBI's taxonomy places the organism in Eukaryota, Viridiplantae, Streptophyta, Magnoliopsida, Solanales, Convolvulaceae.